Labrus bergylta (ballan wrasse) is the source of this 3725-nucleotide messenger RNA. RefSeq names its product glypican-1. Gene Ontology annotation, molecular function: fibroblast growth factor binding. Lineage: Eukaryota; Metazoa; Chordata; Actinopteri; Labriformes; Labridae. Gene Ontology annotation, biological process: cell migration; regulation of protein localization to membrane; negative regulation of fibroblast growth factor receptor signaling pathway. The record is from RefSeq and is a predicted model, not a curated record. Gene Ontology annotation, cellular component: plasma membrane; cell surface; extracellular region.
CACACCCGUUUCAUUGUCCCACAGUGCGGACAGGAGGAUUAACGGACAGCUCUUCUCCUGUCUCAAACCUCAUCAGAUCAGAAAUAACGGAUUUUUUCCCCUCUGUAGCUGCCUUUAAACCGGCUCAUUUGCAUAAUCAUGAACCUUUAAUGCGCGCUUGGAUGUGCACCGGCUUUAACUGAGCGACACCUGCUCCCUCUCUCUCUCUCUCUCACACACACACACUCUUUUGUCUGACAUCUCUGCAACCAGCAGCAACGCAGAAGAAGAAGAACCGGAGGAGGACGAGGAGGAGAAGGAGCGGGGUCGUACCUGACACCUACAGCCGCGCGUCACUGCUCUCUCUCCCGCAGAGACACCGAGGAACGCCCGCCUCUCUCGCCCGGUUGUUGUGCGAGUAAAACCCGGAGCUCAGUGCACUCUGAGUGGGGUGGAAACGGGAAACAGUGUUACGGACACGCUGAAAACUCCUAAACAGAAGCCUAAUAGAAAUCAGCAAACAAAACACUGAAAACAGGAUUCUUUAAACGAACUUCAGUUGCUCGAAGAAUAAAAUCUGCAGGAUUUUCUGACUGACUGUGAGAAACUAAAAAAAAAAAAAAGGAGUGCUCUCCAGAAGAUGCGUCUGUCGGUGCUCCUGUGCGUGUUGGCGUGCCUGUGUGCUGCACCGGGCCCGGUGGUCGGUGGUGCGGACAGAAGCUGCACCGACCUGCGGCAGUUCUAUACCGGGAAAGGGUUCACCCUGGCAGGGGAACCACUGACAGAGAUCUCCGGUGAACAUCUGAGGAUGUGUCCCCAGGGUCCGACCUGCUGCACCAGCAAAAUGGAGGAGAACCUGGCCGGUCUGAGCGGCCGAGAGACCGAGGGACUGAUUAGAGAGGCCGGCAGGUCGCUGCAGGCAGCCUUCAACGCUCUCCACAGGAGCUUUGACACUUAUUUCACUGAGCUGCACAGCACUUCUGAGCGCUCCCUGCAGGAGGCGCUGUCUCCACUCGGCCCGCUGUACUCCCAGAACACUCGACUUUAUGGAGAUCUCUACAACGACCUGAAACAGUACUACAGGGGCUCAGCCCUCAACUUGGAUGAAACCCUGACUGAGUUCUGGUCCCGCCUCUUUGAGCGUACCUUUAAAACCACAGCUCCAUCAGAUGUUAACAUGUCAGAGGACUACCUUGAAUGUGUUGCUAAGCAACAGGAGACGCUGCGGCCAUUUGGAGAUGUCCCCCGAGACAUGAAGGUGAAGGUGAUCCGGGCUUUUGUCACAGCCAGGUCGUUUGUCCAGGGGCUGGUCACCAGCGGAGAGGUUGUCAGGAAGGUGUCCCAGGUUUCUCUGAGUCCGGAGUGUGUGAAGGCCCUGAUGAAGCUGGUUUACUGCCCUCACUGUCGGGGUAUGGCCUCCGUCAAACUCUGCUCUGCCUACUGUUCCAACGUUAUGAAGGGCUGCCUGGCCAACCAAGCUGACCUGGACCCAGAGUGGCAGAACCUCAUCGACACCAUGAUCCAGGUGGCCUCCAGUUUCAGCACAGAGCCCAGCCUGGAUGUGGUUCUGUCCUCCAUCCCUGCUCGGAUCUAUGAGGCCGUUCACUUCUUGCAGGAAAACAUGGAAACAGUCACAGCAAAGGUGUAUCAGACAUGUGGAACUCCAGGCGAGACAGGAACAGGAAGUCCCGCCCCUCACGAGCAGAAGAAGAAGAGCGGCUCCCUGACCGCAUCCGAGUACAAACCCUCUCCAACCGCUGGACUCAGACUGGAGAUGCAGGUGUCAGAUCUGUCCAGUAAGCUGAGGGAGAUGAGGCAGUACUGGAUCCAGCUGCCUGUGGCACUUUGCAGCAAGAUGGCAGCAGGAGGCGGCGGACAGGAUAAAUGCUGGAACGGCAUAACGAAAUCCAGGUACCUUCCUGAGGUGAUGGGGGAUGGCUUGGCCAACCAGAUCAACAACCCAGAGGUGGAGCUUGACAUCACAAAGCCAGACAUGAUCAUCCGGCAGCAGAUCAUGCAGCUGAAAAUCAUGAGCAACAGACUGAAGAAUGCUCUGGAGGGGAACGAUGUGGACUUCCAGGACGCAAGUGACGACAUCAGCGGCUCAGGAAGCGGGAUGUGCGCGGGUGGUCAGUGUCCUCGGGGCAGACCGGGAUUGUACGCUCUCUCGCCUGACAACAAUCGAGUCCGAGCCACAGCGACGUCUCAAACCCGCCUCAGUGGCCUCCUACUCCUGCUCCCAUUGGCCGUCCUGCUGCUUCAGCGAUGAUGGACCGCCAUGACCUCCAAUCAGACUCUGCAGUUUAGAGUUGAGACGUACUUUGGGACGAACAACAAGGGGUUUGUUUUUUCUGCGGGGGGGGUGGGGGGGGGAGACUGGAACUUUACUUUGCCAAAAAAAGAAAAAAGAAAAAAGACUUUUGAAGUGAUGAAUGAACAUCUUCUUUGACCAAGAGCAGCAAACAUUGACAGUGACGAUGUUCUUCAUUUUGUCUCGCUCAGUUUUUAUGUCGUAGUUUGAGUGUGGUUCAGUUUGUUGAGCUGGUUUCACUGGAUGCUUGGAUGAAGACGGUUGAAAGAAGACAUGGAUGAAGAAGAGGAAAAACAUCAAGAAGGGGAUGAUGAUGAUGAUCGGGAUAUUGAUAAGGAUCUAUUGACACUCUUAUCAGGUUCUCUAAGCUCAAGUUUCCAGUCAGGAGGCGGAAAAAAAGCUCAUGAAUCAAAGGUUUAGUUCUGAUAUGUGGUGCGUUCAACAAGGCUUUUUUUAAUUUCAUUUCUUUUUCUCAAGUCGCAGAUUGUCUACUUAAACGAAAAAUGUGUGCGUUGUAAAUGUUUGUGUACAUUAGCAAAAAGACUGGCGCCAUACUGAGCCAUGAAUGUACAGUAUAAUGCUAAUAUUGGCAAUGAAUCGCCCCCAUUCUCUGUGAUGUAGUCGUCCAGAUGUUUUUGGUGUGUGUUGGCAUAAACAGUACGUUACAAUCAGUAGGAUUUGUUUAAAAUGUUGCAGAUGAAUCAUCACGCUCCUGAUAUGUUUGAGAUGUUGUGAUUGCCUCACUUAUAAGCUUUACCCAAAGCUUGUCAAAAGACAAAUCAACAUGAAUUGACGACUUUUUAAUGAACCAAAUCACCUCCUUUUUUUUAAAAAAAAGGAAUAAGCAUCUCAUCAAGCGCAGAAAGGCAAGCGGCUUCCUGAAGAACCCAACGCUGAAGAUUACCCUGACACUUUGGGGACGCAAAAUCAUGAAAAAACUCUCCACAUGGAAGAAAUGUCAUGACGCAGUGAUACCGGUGAGGAGUCCUUGUUGAACGCACACCUGCGUUAAGUCAGUGAAAUGAAGGCUUAGAAGCAUCACAGAGGCGGAUAUACAGCAGGUCAAACCAAAGCACUUACUACACUGUACACUUAUUUUCUUUUUUUUUUACAUUUUCUGACAUUGCCUCAAGUCAUUUUACAUUUCUGGUUUAGGAAACACUUUAUGUUGAAAGACAACAGACGUUCUCAGAUGUUUUUGUGCAUACAGUACAAGAUGUUUGGAUUCAUUCGCCUGGUGAAAUAUCAUCAUCUCAGCAUGCCUUUCUUUCAGUCUACUCUAUGAUACUGCUACAGACCAGAGUCCUGAUUCACACAGGACUCCUGCACAUACACACAUUGACAUAACGGGGUUGUGUAUAAACGCUGAUUUUUUAAAAAUUCAUCUGUGUAUAUAAUCACACAUUUCACUCAUUAAACUCUGUUGAUUGUUGCA